Mizuhopecten yessoensis (Yesso scallop) is the source of this 6266-nucleotide messenger RNA. Its product is annotated as serine/threonine-protein phosphatase 2A 56 kDa regulatory subunit delta isoform-like. Gene Ontology annotation, cellular component: nucleus; cytosol; protein phosphatase type 2A complex. Gene Ontology annotation, molecular function: protein phosphatase activator activity. The record is from RefSeq and is a predicted model, not a curated record. The transcript has 19 exons. NCBI's taxonomy places the organism in Eukaryota, Metazoa, Mollusca, Bivalvia, Pectinida, Pectinidae. The coding region runs from base 81 to 1946 and encodes 621 amino acids. Gene Ontology annotation, biological process: protein dephosphorylation; signal transduction.
UCGCUUGUUUGGUGUUGAAGCGAUCUGUACAUUGUUGGAAGGGAAAACGUUCUUCCUGGGGGGAAAUUUUCCUUUUCGACAUGCCAAAUAAACCAAAGAAAGAGAAGACAGUUACAAAGACUACUGGUGGAACAAAAGCAAACGCGAAAGAAAGUACUGAAAAUGCAGAAAAUGAGGCAAAGAAAAAGGCGGCGAAUCAAAAUGCCGAGCAGCAUCCACCUCCAGCACAGAUUUCCAAAAUGAAAUUCUCCGGCCCCCCUCACGUCAAGAAAGACAAAAGACAAAAUUCAUCAAGAUUCAACGUGUCUAAAAACAGAGAACUUGUGAAGCUGCCACUACUGAAAGAUGCAACGCCGGCAGAGAGGGAGGACCUGUUUAUACAGAAGAUCCGACAGUGCUGUGUACUGUUUGACUUUGUUCAGGAUCCUCUAAGUGACCUCAAAUGGAAGGAGGUGAAAAGGGCAGCCCUCAAUGAGAUGGUAGAGUUUGUCACCCAGAACAGGGGUGUCAUCACAGAGGCCAUUUACCCUGAGGCCAUAGUAAUGUUUUCAGUCAAUUUCUUCAGGACGUUACCCCCUUCAUCGAAUCCCAAUGGGGCCGAGUUUGACCCUGAGGAGGAUGAACCAACGUUAGAGGCGUCAUGGCCACACUUACAGUUGGUUUAUGAAUUUUUUCUACGGUUUUUGGAGUCUCCAGACUUUCAACCCAAUACAGCCAAGCGGUAUAUAGACCAGAAAUUUGUAUUACAACAAUUAGAAUUAUUUGACAGUGAAGACCCUAGGGAAAGAGAUUUCUUGAAAACGAUAUUACACAGAAUAUAUGGGAAAUUUUUGGGACUUCGAGCAUACAUCAGGAAACAAAUCAACAAUAUAUUUUAUAGUUUUAUUUAUGAAACAGAACAUCAUAAUGGUAUAGCAGAAUUACUAGAAAUAUUGGGAAGUAUUAUUAAUGGUUUUGCAUUGCCGCUGAAGGAGGAGCACAAAGUCUUCCUACUAAAGGUCCUGUUACCCCUCCACAAGGUGAAGUCUCUGAGCGUGUACCACCCACAGCUGGCCUACUGUGUGGUACAGUUCUUAGAAAAGGACCCCAGUCUAACAGAACCGGUCAUAAUGGGAUUAUUGAAAUUUUGGCCGAAGGUCCAUAGUCCAAAAGAGGUGAUGUUUUUGAAUGAAUUGGAAGAGAUUUUAGAUGUGAUAGAACCCGCUGAGUUCACCAAGGUGAUGAACCCACUCUUCAAACAGCUAGCCAAAUGUGUGUCCAGUCCCCACUUUCAGGUAGCAGAGAGAGCUCUGUACUUUUGGAAUAAUGAGUACAUCUUGAGUUUGAUCACUGACAAUGCCUCUACCAUCCUGCCUAUCAUGUUCCCAGCUUUGUAUAGGAGCAAGGAGCACUGGAACAAGACGAUACACGGGCUUAUAUACAAUGCUCUGAAGCUGUUCAUGGAGAUGAACCAGAAAUUGUUUGAUGAUUGUACACAACAAUACAAGGCAGAGAGACAAAAAGAAAAGGAGAAAAAUAAGCAUCGAGAUGAUGCCUGGACGAAAGUGCACAACCUAGCGUUAGGAAAUCCGCAAUUCAGAGAGUAUGCAAUUUUUUUAACUAAUGGUGAGAAGCCCGGAAAUCCAGGGACGCCUAACAGUAUAGGGACCGAGGAGGAUGGGGAGGUUGUCGUCAACAUGGAAAAAUUACAAAGGGAGGCCAACGAGAUAGCAGCAAGUAACGCUAAAAAAAUGAGCAAGAAAACAGAGAUAAUGUUCCACGCUGAUGCUAAAGGAUUGGACUUGCUCACCUCUGACUUCGGAAAACUACAGAAGAAAAAAGCGAAAGAAAAACCACUGUUGCGCCGAAAGUCCGAAUUACCACAUGACAUGACUAUGAUAAAAGCUCUGGAUUCUCAUAAGCGAUCAGAUGAUUUCCUUUCUACCUCGUCUGAGGGAAACAACUGAUACGUCGGACACAAACCUAGCCGAAUGGACACCGUAGAAGAGGGCGACGUUUUUACUUGCUUUCACUGGACAAUCAUGCUAACAAACAUGGGGACGUGGGGCCCUAGCCUGACCAAUAAGGGAUGCAGGGCCCUGAUCAGGCUGACCACUGGGACACUGAUGACCAGGAAGGUGACCAUGUGAUGCGAGUCGGUACUCAGCACAGUGAGGCUGUGUGCCGCGUCUGGUAGUGUGUAGAUAAUCAUUAUACAUAGAUAUGAAUAUUAUAUAAACAAAUCUUUAAUCUAUUCAUUUUAUUAUUGUACAUAGUGUAAGAUUUAUAAUUUUAAUUUUUUGUUUGGUUGCAUGUACAGAACUGGUAUAAAAACCUGGCUGUGGAAAUGGUGAAGGGGAAAUAUAUGUAUUUAAAUAUACUUUAUAAUGUAAAAUACAUGUUGAUGUGAUCAACUGACAGGUUUCAGUUCCAUAUCAGACGGAGUUGUUCCCUCUUCACUACUAAAUCAAUCAGGAUUUUAUACGUUGUGUGUAAAUGUGUCUGAUAGUGUGUUUUUAUAAUGAUAUGGACCAAUUUUUUUUUUAUAGGAGAGAGCCAACUCUAAAUAAAGAGGUUAUAGGUCAAAUUGUCACAAAGAAUAACAACAUGGGUUAAAAAAGAUAAAUAAUGAUAUAAAUGCAUCAGUAAUGAGUAAGAUUAUUUUCUUUUAAUGAAGAAAUCUACCUGGAACUAGUGUGUAAGAAAUAUGUCGUAUUGGUUGUACGAGAGUGAGUAUGGAGGCGAGGUGAACCAUUGGCCAGCUUUUUGACCAAGGUAACACACAAAAUUUGUGUAAGUUAUGUUCAUUAACACGUGUGAAAUAGACGUUUUAUAGUCAAACAUGUUCACUCCUUGCACAUGAAAUAGUUGAUUGGAGUAAUGCGUGUUGGUGAAGCUUUAUCUGCUUUUUAGUCUAGAUAAAGAGGCCUACAUUUUGUAUUGAAUAAGGCAAGAAAAGCUGGAGGUUUAAAGCUGGAGUGGAGUUGUUAUAGAUGUGUUUGCAGGAUUUUUGUUCGAAGGAAUAAAUUAUUUGGUUUUUGUAGCUGAAUAGUAUGUAGCUGUUCUGAAGGGCUAUUCAGGGUAGCUGGUCGGUCGUGUCCAAGCACAAGUCAUUGAUAUUGUCUUGCACAGCCUCAGGUUCUGUGGUAUCCAGGCAGUAUCUGUGGAUGGUGCCUCAACUUUGGCAAAUUUUCAGGUUCUGUGGUAUCCAGGCAGUAUCUGUUGAUGGUGCCUCAACAUCGGCAAAACUUCGGGUUCUGUUGGUAUCCAAGCACCUUCUAUCAACGGUGUGUCCAAUGACGUGCAUAACGUAUCCAGGCACUGUCCACCGAAGGUUUCUUGACUGACCUGAAUGACCCCUGGUUCUGUAGUAUCUAGACAACUCAGCCAUGUGCCAAGUGUUUCUGGGGAAUGUAAUAUGUUAGCAUCUGUGAUUCUUUAUGGGAACAAUUUUUGGGAUAUCUCUGUGGUCAUACUACGUUAUGUGAGAAUUACACGAUACCUUUCUUGUGGACAUCCAGAACAUUUUCUUUAUCGUGGUCUUCAUAUGAUUAGGUUACUUUGCCUACAUCGACCUUGUUAUUAUAAAUGGUGAUUUUAAAUUAUUUCCUGGUGUUACGUUGAUCAUCUUACAAGGGUUUAAACUGCAGUGAUCAGUGAGACAGAAUGAUUGAACCUCGUCGGUGUUUGGUGAUGGUCCAAAUAUAUCACAUUUGUUUGAAUAUGCGAAAUCACAGAGAAGUGUCUUGACAAUGUCCAACAUUCCCUUCACAGUUUUGACCUUGCAAUGGAUGGCCGGUCCUGAAUUUGUAGAUCUAGAUGUUUGUGAAUGAUCCCCUUUCCGGCUCCCGUUAGCUCCCAGGGAUAGGUUUAGAUUGUAAGGAGUGGCAGACUUCUCUACAAUUUUCCUCCCCCUAUCUGUUGUCCACUAUGCAAAUCUAAGGAGGUUUAGGCUUAGAGUACAGGAAGCUGUCAUCACUGUAUUCCACCCAGGGUAAGCUGUGUACAGGAAGCUGUCAUCACUGUAUUCCACCCAGGGUUAGCUGUGUUUGUGAGUUGGAGCGGUGCGACUGUCAUGAUUCACUUACAUCAUUUCUCUUUUAGACAAUUUUUGUAGGAGCUUUUCACCUGGUACUGUAUUGGUGUUCGUCUCGGUCAAAUCUUGGGUAAAUUUCACCUAUUAGCAGAAUCAUAAUUAAAGUGCUUUAGAUAUACAUGUAAUUGAAAAACAUGUCUACAACAAGAGAUGUUAAGAUAAAAUUUGUGGUCCCAAAUAUUUAGAUAGUGUAACAUCAUCCAGUUUACAUUGUGUUGCUGAUUAUGAAUACAAGUUUUAACUGACAUGUGCUACCAGGCUCAAGGAACAUUAUGCUGUUUAUCAGAUCAGUUCUUCAUCAGUAGGUUGAUGUGAUGUACUUUGUGAAAAUGAACAAAUCAGCCUGUAUUAUUAUGUUCGAUUUUGUAUGGUAUUUGUGGAAGUUGAGUGGUAAUGUAUCAGACAUACACUGUGCAAAGAUGCAUGUUUUCAAGAGAUUAUUUUUCUCAUUUCUAAUCCUAGAAAUGUUCAUUACGACAGUUCAAAUGUUGUCAAGAAUCAUCUGGAGUUCAACAUUCUGGAAUUGUAUUAUCUGAACACUUUUCAAGCGUCCUGUUUGACUCGGACUCAUUCUAUUCUAUAUCAGUGAUUAUAGAAUGUUCAAAAGUACAAUAUAAACUAUAAUUAAUCAGGGCAUUUUUUGUGAUCAUCAGACUUAAGAAUGGACUAUCGUAAGUGUAAGGCAAUGGAUUUUAAUGAAUCCUGUUAUUGAAAAAGUUAAAUUAUGUGAUUUUGUAUGACCUUUGUGCUGAAGUUCCCCUUGUGAUAUAUAGGACGCAUUUAAUGAAAUACUCGAUGCUCAGAAACAGUUAUAUAUAACCCAACAUUUAUACUAGUGGUAAUGAAUACAAACCAUGGCCCAGUUAGGAUGUGUAUUCCAUGGCCAGUUUGUCUAGUUAGUAAUGAUGAGGUAUAUACAGGAAUUUAAUUAACACUACAAUCUGAAGGAGUUUAUAAACAUUUUCAUUAACUCCUCUACAAUAUUUUAUAAAUGAUUUUCUUAAAAAGGCUUUUCAUAUUAUAAACUGAAUGCAUAUCACUGUGAAGUAUUUAAUUUAACUUUACAUAAUAGGUUUAUGGUACAUUAUCAUUCACUCGAGCAAAUUGUAUUUGUUUACUAAAUAGUUUAGUUGCUCUCUCUCUCUCUCACUCUGCUUUUUGUAUUUAUUUAUUAUUGAUGACAAUUAGAGGUUAAGACUUAUUUACCAGUAGGGACCACAUAAUCAAAAGGCAAUUUUGGAUUUCGUUUGAUCAGAAUAUUUCAUUAAAGUGAUGUCAACAGCCCAUCCCUGUGAUAGUGUACUGUGACUAUCAGAUAUGUACACACAAGAUUUUCCUGUGUUUUUCUGAAGUGGUGUAUUUAGUGUACAUGAAUGAUGUACAUAUUUUAUUUCAAUGCAAUUUGUACCUUACUACAGUCAUAAGUAGAAAAAAAUGCAAUCUUUUAUACUGUAUGUAAUAUAUAUUUUUCUCAUUUCAAUACCCCAUGUCCAAUUGAUAAUCAUUAUAGAAAUAGAUCAUAGUAUUUAAACAAAACAUGCAGAGAAAUAUAUCUGAUAUGCAAAGCUAUAAAGAGUGCUGGCAGUAUCGAUUGCUACAUGUAUUUUGGUUGUGUUGAUCUCGUGAACUUUUUGUCUCUAAAUGAUAAAAAAAAAUGCACAUCGUGAAUGUUUAUGAAAACAACUGAAAAAAUAAAAAAAAUACCACAACUUUCGAUAUAAUGAUCCUAUUUGAUUUGGCCGGUGUUUAUAUAGUUUUCCUUGUGUAUUUCAAGUCCUCAUCUGUUUGUGGCGCACGAAUAUAUUAUUAUGAUCCAUGUAUCUCAUUUUAAGCUUGUUUCUUUUAAAUGCAAUGAGCAUUUUAGUACUGAUCAGUGAUAUAUACUAUAUUGAUGUGUCGUGCGGUUACCUGUAUGACGACGCAAGAUAAUGUAUGAAUGGAUUCAUGGAUAUGUAUUAACUGUGAUUAUUUGUAGUAUCAUCAUUUUUUUUAUCAGGAACAAAACUUAUUUUAUGGGUGGUGUAAGGAAACGAAUGCCUGUCUACCCCAGAUUUAAUGAAUCAGCAAUGGUAUUACUGUCAUCGCAGAAACUUGAUAAUGGUGGCUGUAAUGUAAUGAACUGUUGUCAUUCUACAGAAACAAAACACUUGUCUGUACAAUAAAACAAGUAGUAACUUGUGAGAAUGAAGAA